AUCUAGUUUUUAUUUCUGGUAAAUUUAUUGUUGAGAACUCCGAACCGUGUUUUACUAUCGCGUACUCAAGCAUUGUUGAUAACGGAAACCCUAACCGCGAAUUUGACUUGAGUAAUGUUCCCAUAACUAUUCCUCAUAGUAUGUACUUUGUGACUGCCACCCGUCAGCCAAAGAAUGUCGGAGAUUUUAUUCAUUUUGGCGCAGAGACAAUUCAAUAUAAUUCUGUCACUGGUAACUCUGAUAUUAAAAUGGACAUGACAAUUAUUUACUCACUUCAUUCGUCCAGGUUUAAAUAUUUAGGCCAUUUAGGUUCCAAUAUUAAAUUACGAUCAAAUUAUUUUGUAUCGGGUCUUUUUAAAUUUUCGAAGUCUGGCAAGAUGAUGAUCGAGGCUACUGAUAUUGAUUAUCUAAGAACCUCGACCAUCAAUAUUGGCGGAUCUGAAAGUUCUCACUCCACAAUGUCUAAUGCACCAUCAAUAAUCGAUAUUAUUGAUGAUGAUAUUGAUUCUACUGUCAAAAAGGCACCCCAAGAUCAAUAUGGUUCGGUUAAGAAAUCUGUAAAUCCUGUUAAUGCCGACGUUGAAGCUGCCCCGUCCUAUAGUAGUAAAAAAUAUCAUACUAUUAAUGCUGACAUUGAAGCUGGUCCUUCCCAUGAUAGUAAAAAAUAUCAUACUACUACUGAAGAUUAUCAGAGUGAUGAGAAGCAAUCUGAUCAUGAAAACGGUAAUGAGGGUGAUAAUGAAAAUGCUACUGAUUUAGCUUGUGAUGAUGAAUUUCAAGACAUCGAAGAACAAGAGGAAUCACAACCUAAAAAAAGAAAAAGAGCUCCUAAAAAAGCAACGAAAGGAAAAGGAAAAAAAUAUUAA
Racocetra fulgida is the source of this 866-nucleotide messenger RNA. Lineage: Eukaryota; Fungi; Glomeromycota; Glomeromycetes; Diversisporales; Gigasporaceae. The record is from the annotation of a GenBank genome assembly.